GCUUGCUGCAGCCCUAGAUGGGAGGCUAUAACCUCGUCUUCUUCACCCUCGCCAGAUUUAUGGGCAAUAAAAAUCCUCAGACCCGGAAUCUCGGCGAUCGCUUUCUUCUCAUUCUGUUCUCUCAAUCUCUAUCUUUCAGCGCUCAUCUCUUCCUAUCUCUCUCUCCGUCCGUUGGUUCAUAGCUUGAAUCGAUAAUGAAGUUGUUGCUGUUGUUGUUGAUGAUGAUGGUUAACUUUGCUUCUUACAAAACAUUUCCAGCAAUGGCAUCGUACUGACGACCGGACGUCAGAUCUCAUAUCUGGGAAGGAAUAUCAAGGCGCUAAGAAGUUUAAAAUCUCCACUGGGUUUCUCCCUGAUUGUGAUCCCAGAAUGAUCGCUACGGGUUACUUUGCAAAAGAAUGCAGCUGCAAGAGUUGCAGCCAUGCACGAUAAAUCAGGGAACUGUGCUAAAAUUUGAAGUUUAUCUAUCAAAAAAAGAUAAAUCAGGGAACUGUGGCUAGAGAAAAAAGCCUUUUAAGGAAGCGCAAGGAGAUUGCAGCAAGAUGCUAAUGGCUGCAAUCACCGGCAAUAGCAAGCACUGAAGUAAGCAAUUGCAAGUCACCAUAAUCAUGAGCCCCCACCGGAAAAUGUACCCAAUGGAUGUGCUAAGAAGAUAAAAUUCAUUGUCAAUUGCAAAGUUGCAAGGAUUCUUCUAUUCAUAACCGAAGUGCAGGAAAAAAAAGUAAGUGAUGAUGGAGGUGGACAAGAUGCCAAUGUUAUCAAGGAAAGAACAUGUUCUCCAACAUAAGGUUAUGGGGCCUGGAUAGCUUGGGUCUUCUCCGUGUGUUUUUUGUAAAGUGGGCUCAUAAAUGGUACAAAAAGAAUAUUACUUAUAAGAAGAGAAGAGGAAGAAAAAUUAAAGAAACCAGAGACAAUGGAGGCUCUUCAUUGUCCUUUGAAGAUAGAGAGACCUUUUUUCCCCUCAUUUUCCUCAGGGGUUAGAGAAACUACUUGUAAGGAUUUUACUUGGGAGUUGAAGAAGUUUCUGCAAGUGCUACCAGGUAAAGGGCUGCAAGGGGUCCUUGGAGAUCAUUGCAUAUUCAUAACAAAACAAGGAUGUUUCUUUUCUUCUUCGCAACAUUGCUUAUUUUUUAAUGGAUACCAAGAAACAAACAUCAUUGCUGAUGAGUAGGCUAGAUUGGGUUGCAAGAUUAAGGAUGCAUAGCAAGCCAUCCUCACCUGUGUAUUGUUGAAAUAACUGAGCUUUGUUAGGACUUCAUAGCAGGCUCUCUUUAUAUGCAAACCUUGUUGUAACAUUGCCAUCUGGAAAUUGAAAGGGGAAGAUCAACAGAAAGCAUGGGAGUUAAUUUAAUGAGGAGAUAUAAUGGCUGUGAGUUUAUCCACUGGUGGUCCAAACAACCUUAAUGCCAAGCAUGAAAAUUGCUAAGGAUGCAUGCAUGUCCAAUUCUAGAAUUCAUCUUCUAAGUAUUUCCAAGGAAAGCAUGGACCAAAUCCGGGCUAUAAUGGUGCGGCAUGAAGCAUUAUUCAAAGAACAGGUCCAGGCACUGCACCAGCUCUAUGAAAUCCAGAAAUCAGCAAUGCAAGAAUUAAGGAAGAGGAUCUAUUCCCAGGCACAAUCAUUGACAUUUAGUUCUGAAACUGUCGCAAUUAGGGAAGCUCAAUUUCAUGGUUCAACUGCAGAAGGAAAACCUUCUAGGAUAUCUUCUGUUUCUGCUCAAUCGUAUGAAGAAGCAUCACAUGUUCGGCCCAUGCAUCCUGUUACAGUGAAAGAAUUUAUAGGUUCUGGUUCAAAAACAUCAUUAUGGAUGAAUAAUACUGAAAAUAUAUUUUCCAAUACUGAGAACAAACCAAGGAGAGUAAUUGACCUUGAAAGACCCCCAGAAGAGUAUCUGGAUGAGUCUGAUCUUCAAGUUGAAGUAAAUAAUUCUGAAAUAGUAAAUGCUACCACCAGCUUGUCUGAAGGAACGUCAAAAACAGCCCAGGUUUCAGUAGUGGCAAACAACCCACUUGUUCUUCAAGUGAACUCUCCAAUUUUGAUAUCUGGAGAUCCAAAACUAGCUCUUGGAAUGUUCUCAGAAACAAGAUCAGAGAGUCGUCAAGCCUGUAAUGAAGCUUUAGAGAGAAAAACUUAUGGAGUCAAUAUUAAUGAAUGCACAACAGGCUUUCAGCCUCUAGAAAAAUCUUCAGAGAACAACAUAAUUCAUGAUAUUCCAUGGAAUCACCAUAUUGGAGUUGGGAAUUCUGCUGUCACUGAGGACGCAAAGCUUUCACAUAACCAAUAUGCUGAAAAACCUUUAUCACUGCAUCAGAGGUUAACUCCAGAUCACAGUUCAGGGUCUGCCGAAUGCGAAGAACAAUACAAGGGAACAUCUGAGCAAGCUAGUGGAAGUAAUCCAGAUUCAGUCCAGCAAUAUCAAUUUCUAGAAAGUAACAGAGUGAUCAUAAUGACCAAUUUAAAAUUGCAUGAACAGCACAGAGGUUCAAAUGAUGAAGGUUCACUUUCAACAGAUCCUGUCAUUUCCCCUCAAGGAUAUCAUACUCUUAAACCCAUGCUGUGUGACUCAAUUAAACUUGGCAAUUGCAUCCAAGGGAACUCUCCUUCAGGAUUAAACUCAAUUUCAAGAAAACAGAACUCAUAUUCUUCAGCUUUGAGCUCCCAGACAAAUGAAGAGGGUGGGCAUGAGAACCCAAACUACUCAGGUCAUGGAAGUAGUAGCAUAGAGUCCCAAGGUGAAGAUUUUUGUAGAGAAAUUGAUCAUAACAUUUCCACAAUCACGGGAAGCCCUAUACAUGGUUCUUAUUGUGGUGAGCCAGUUCAAGUAAGCCAAGUUACUGCAGAGGGAAUUCAAUCAGAAUUUGAAGGAGAACCUCAUCUCAUCAAAGAUAGCUCUCUUUCUUCUUCUGUUCCAGAUACUGAAAUCAAGCAGAAUAAUCAAAGUGACUGUCCAAAUAGAAGCUCUGAAGUUCCAGAAAGCCAGGAGGAACCUGCUGUCGUUAGAGAAAGCAAUGAGCACCCCCAUAAUGAAUCAAAUGUGGAAGAAACACGUGAAAGCAUUGCAGCAAAGAUAUUGCUUAGCUUUGCACCCUGCAAAUCUUGGGCUGAUACCAAAUCUAAGGGUAUUAACACCCUAAUAGAAGAGUCAAGCAGAUCAAGUGAAGAUUGUAUGAGCAGUGACAAGACACGGAAUCUACAUGAAAAAAGAUGCAUUAGCUACAGAAAUGGAGGUGUUGUAUAUGAAACAACGAGAUGGACAAAAUCACCCCAUGGAAGGAGGACCUUGAGAAGACCCCGAUAACCACCCAAUAGAGUCUGCUCGUCGUGUAUAGUUCAGUCUUAUUUUUAGUUUAACCUUCAUUAGAAGGGUGUAAGGUAACAACCAUAUAGAGUGAAGAGUAGUCCAUUCUCUCUACAAUAACCACCAUUUGAUCAUGAAGUCAGCCUUUUGUACAGGGAACUCCUUUAUAUUUGAAGUUUAAUGGUGAGGAACACGUAGUGGAGGAUUAUGCUGAGACAACGGAAUGUUGUCCAGAUCUUGUUUCUACCUCUUCUACGAGGUCAGAAGACUUGGGACCAGAUACCAAGCCAAUGAUGUAAAUUCAGAGAAUUCGUGAUUAUAAAAGCUGUUACUGUAGAGUAUCUGCUGCAGAAGUUCGUUUCUUGUUGCUAAUCCAUGGUCUUACCCUGACAACAGUUAUCCUGAUAUUUUUUGAAA
Nelumbo nucifera (sacred lotus) is the source of this 3713-nucleotide messenger RNA. Lineage: Eukaryota; Viridiplantae; Streptophyta; Magnoliopsida; Proteales; Nelumbonaceae. The record is from RefSeq and is a predicted model, not a curated record.